CAAAAUGGGGAAGAAAAACUCCAUGCUGACCCUGUUGAAAUGUGACCUCUGCUCCGUGUUUUCUACCAAGAAUGCCUAUAUCUUCAAACGCCACAAGAUACGAUGUAAGCGUGAGAGGUACACAGAGGCCCACGCCCCUAAACAAGACAAAGUGAAACUAAAACUGUCUGGUGCCUCCCUGUUUGCAUCAGCAUCGACGUCAAAAUUACCAAAAUUGGAACUACAAGAGCCCAGUUCCUCAGCAGACCAGUCAGUAGAUUUGAAUGUUCAGACUGAAGAAGAACCGACUGCUGCCAAUUCGCAAACAGAGACCUAUCGAAAAGGCAAUGUCUAUUGUAGAACAUACCGAUGUCCCGAGUGCACCUACUGGACUAACAAAUCAAAGACUUUUCUUUACCACAUGAUUGACACCCAUCAUAAGAACCUCAGUAUCUUCUCUUGUAACUUCUGCGAGUAUGCCUGUAAACAUCGACACAAAGUACAGCGUCACCUGAAGUUGGUUCAUCGCUACAAUAUUGAUAUUGAUGAUGUCAAGAUUGAAUACCAGACUGAAAUGUCAGCUGCCAACUACAAGAGUAAGUCUCCAAAAGUACCAGCAGAGAGCCCAGUUAAAAACAUUGCUCCACUGAAGGUGAAGAUUGCGUUGACGACCACGGCCAGUCGACAAGCGGCCCGUGGUAAAGAUAUUUUACCUGUGGGUUAUGAAAACCACAUGGUUGAAUUGACUUCAGGAGGCCAGAAGCUUUUCAAGUGCAAAUACUGUCUGUUCAACAAUGCAGAUAAGUAUCGUGUGUCAAAGCAUGUGCAAUGCAUUCACAUCAACGCAAGAACCUAUAAAUGCAACAUUUGCAGUUUCACUACUGUGAAAAAGAAGGACUAUUACAUGCACAAAUCUUCACAUAGUGGCAAGACUGCUUACAAGUGCAUGGAAUGUGACUAUACAUCAGAUUUCAAACCCAACCUUGACCGGCACAGACUCAACCACACCAACAAAUACAGCAUCAAAUGUAAAUUCUGUACAUACUCGUGUGACCAUGAGGGCACUGUAAAGCGCCACAUGGCCAACAAUCACACAAAUAGUGCAGAGAAUGUGUCUCUGAUUUUCCCCGAUGCCGAUACCUCAGUCGAGUCCACCAUAGAUGAAGCACCUCCUCAAGGUAUAAAGGCUGCAAUGGCCUCACCGAUUCCUAGCAAACAGAAAGGCCCAAAUACAUCCUUGAAUAUGUCCGACACUGAAAUAGCAGGAGAUGGAAUUCCGAGUCUUCAAACUGUGGAAGGAAGUUUCUUCUGUCCUCUCUGUGGUCUCAAGUACAAACGCUCUUCUGACCUGAACCGUCAUAUGAAAUUAAAGCAUAAGAUGACAGUAAAGCAGUAUCUACGCGACAUUGACUUGUAUACAAACACUGCAACUCCUGUCAUUUCGAACCAGGUGGAAGAGGAGGAGGAGGAGGCUGAUGGGGACGGACCAUUGGACCUGUCAGUGUCAUCAAAUAAGGAUCUGGACGACUCUAUGGACAAAGACAACCUGAAAUGCUGCUACUGUACCUACCAUGCGAAGUGGCCGAGUGACCUGCAGCGUCACAUGGUCGUGCACACCGUAGAGAAACGCUAUAAGUGUCCACACUGCAACAAACAAUAUAAGUAUGUGGGUGACCUCAACGUCCAUCUCCGACGCGAUCACAAAAAAGAGCCUGGCUCGGUCAAACAUGUCAAGGUUCCCACUAUUCCAAACCGCAAGUCCUCACCAGCUAUAUUUAAAUGCCCAUCUUGUUCGUUCACAUCUCCCUGGAAGUCUGAGGUUGACAGGCACUCCAAGCUCCACAAGGGCGACAAACCUUUUUGCUGCAAGCACUGUGUAUACCAGACACACUGGAAGGGGGAUAUUCGCAGGCACAUGUACAAACAUCACCCAGCCGUCAUGGUAGAUGACGUCAUACUGGAUGAAGUCAUCACAAUCCUGGCUGACAAACUACCAGGAAAGGACAAGGAGGUGGGCGAACCAUUAGAUGAUGAGAAAAUGGAGGUUGGAAGCAACUCUAGUCAUGAUACAGACCAUGUGUUUGAUGGGGAGGAUAAUGACGAUGACAGCGAUUCAGAGUCUACACCAUUAAAGCCAUCACCCUCGGGCCUAUAUCGCUGUAAUUUCUGUGACUUUGUAACCAAUGCCCAAUCUAAGCUGAAGGCUCAUGAAUCGACCCACACCAACCUCAAGCAGUACAUGUGUCCUAUAUGUGGUCGCCGUGCCAACUGGAAGUGGGACAUCAGGAAACAUAUUAGAAAGGAUCACCCUGUCAGCGCCCUGGAUGUGGUGAAGCUUAGUCGUCAGGAGGCAGAGGCCACCAUACAGGCAUACCUGGACACCAUGCCUGUUGUCAGACGGGAACACCACCUCAAUGUUCCCACAAAUAAUGAGGAGGAAGAGGGAGAGGCAGGUAAACCUGGCAACAGCUUUGUCUGUAGUGCCUGUGAUUUCAACUCCAGCACCCGAGUCGCUGUGAGUAGACAUAUUCGUACCGCACACAGUGGCCUGAAUGUAGACAUCAUCUGUUUGGUUGAGGAAGAUGUGGAUGAUGAGAUUCAGAUAAAAAUUCCCCGUAUUAGUUCAGAGUCUAAGACAUCCACUCCAGUUGCCGUGGCUGAUAAUUCAACUAGCAAUCUUGCACCACUUUUUAAUGCUGGAGAUAAGCCAUAUAAAUGCGUAGCAUGUGGAAAAACUGGCAAUAUUAAAGCCGACAUUCGAAAACAUUACCAUUACCGUCAUCCAAACCAGCCAAUCAAAAUCUGGUACACCGAUGAGAGUGGUACUAAAAUGCUUCCAGAAGAACCCCCAAUGCCACGCAACAACAAGAGGAAGCUGUCAUCCUCAUUCACCUCUAACAUGCUAGAUCUAGAAAAGACCCCCGGCAAGGAUAUUGCAAAUGACACAGAGGCCACACCUGAAAAGCUAACCCCCGAGGUUGUACAGAAUCGAGUGUCUGCAGCUAGCCUGAUCAAACCGUUCAUGUGUGGCGAUUGUGGAAAACGCAGUGCUACGAAGGCAGAUAUUAAAAAACACUACAACUAUAUCCAUCCAGGACUGGAGGUUAGAGUGGUUUACCAGGAAAAUCCAAACUCACCGUACGAUAGAUUCAAACCUGUGCAUAAUAGUCAGACGACUCCUGCUUCAUCUCCAUCAAAGGGACCAUCCCCUAGCAAACGCCCUUAUAAUAAUUACCCCGGAGGACUGCCAAUUGCCUCUGCCGAUCCCAAAGUAUUUGGGUACUGUAAGCCAUUCCAGUGCUCAGACUGUGGACGCCGCUCCAACUGGAAGUGGGACCUGAACAAGCACAUCAGAAUGAAGCACCCUGGCAGUACAACAGCUCACAUGAUCGCGCUAACUGAAGCAGAGGCCCGUGCCACCCAUGACGAGUACAUGGCUCAGUUCAGCCAGACCACUCAUGUUUCUAGCGCCUACAAACGGGCAGUACUUCAGGAGGCAGAGAAGGUUCCGAAGACAAGUCCCCAGAAUAUACCUAGCAAGGGAGUCUACAAGCAGUUCAAAUGUUCAGGAUGUCCUUACAGGUCUAACUGGCGUAGUGAUAUUGUACGUCAUACAAAGCGUAAACAUGGCGGCCGCUCCAGACUGGUUGUCAUGGAUACGGAGGAGGCUAAAGUGUCCCUGAUGGAGUAUAACUAUAAUCCAAGGAAAAAGAGAGAAGGAGAUGAAAAUCCUCCCUCAAAACAAGGCGGCGGUCUGACAAACAUUUGGAAAUGUGGAAAAUGUUCAUUCAAAAACCGUGACCGAACAGUCGUGAUCAACCAUCUUAGCAUGCACAAUGUUAAGGCCUAUAGAUGUUCCCUUUGUAACUACUCCACCAAUUAUAGGAGCUCUGCCUGUCGUCAUAUUAGGGUAAGACAUCAUAGUGAAAACUUGUCCCUGUGUCGAUCUGCUAUCAAAUGUGUCAAGCAAGGCAAGGACGGCCAGGUGCUGGAGCCAGUCGCCAACACAGAAAAGGAAGAAUUUGACUGGAAGGAUGCUGAGCCAAAUAAUUUUUACGAUGUGUUCAAGUGUAAACUGUGUGGAUUUCAGUCCAGCUGGAGGUCCUGUGUCACCCGACAUCUUCGUGAGAAACACAAGGGUGGUGGAAGUAAGGGUAAAGUUCUCAGAGUCCGCAAAUAUCUCAAGGAUGAACAGAAAUCAAAAAGUAAUGUUCGCAUUGCAGACCGGCGGUUCAAGUGUGAUGUAUGUCCAUACAGAACUGACAAAUCCAACCUCCUGCAGUUCCACAUGAGUUGUCACAAGGCCCAGCCUGAUUCACAACAGGUCAAGUGUCCUUACUGUCCAUAUUUUGUCGUGGCUCAGCGACUUCUCCGCCAGCAUAUCAAGCUCCACGAAGAAAAUGUUUAUCCAGAACCUACCAAUAACAAAGAGGUGGUUUUCUCUGCCCCUACAACUCCAGUUAAGAAUGUCACGCCAGUUUUUCAAACCACUCCUAAACGUCACCGCUGCGAGAAAUGUCCCUACACCAGUAACAGCAAAAACGAUUACUUGUACCACAAGCAGUUCCACAAGCCCAAGGAGAAUGCAGAGUUCAAAUGCCAUUUGUGUGACUACUGGGUAACACAUAGACGACUGUUGAAACAGCACAUGAAAGUACACGAGGUCAACCACCAAUCGCCUGCAGCCAAGAGCACCAACAGCUCUGCACAGUCAUCGCCCUGCAAGUCUGACUUUUCCGAGUCCAGCAGUAUCUAUGACAUGGUACAACUUGCUAACUACAAACAAAAAGUCAUUGCCUCCAAGAUAAUGCCCAGUAUUUCCCAGAAGCCCCUGAUGUCUCCAAUGAAGAUUGCCUGCUCAGUUGGUAACAAGCCUGGCUAUGUGUUCAGGAAUGGCGUCUACAAGAAACUCCAAAAAUGUAAGAAGUGUCCAUACAUGACCGUUCGUCUGAGGAACCUCAAGUUGCAUGAAAUGAUGCACAACGUGCGGAUAUCAAGGAACCCUCUGCUCAAGUGUCCACACUGUGACUACUAUGUUGGCUCCAAGGGUCUGAUUUCCCACCAUCUCAAAGUGCACCAACCUGGCUACAUGAUGGAUUUCUCUGACACUACCAUCUCUGACCUUGAGGCGAUGGAGGGUGGGGCAGCUGAGGAGGAUGUUGAUGACAAGUCUGACAUUGUUGAUAUCCCGUAUGAGAGCAAAGUUGACACACUUUAUGAGAUAGCCAGGUUCAAGAAAUACAGCUGUGAAAAGUGUCCUUAUGCCAGUGCCAAGCGGUCACAUUACGAGCAUCAUGUGGAACUUCACGGCAGCAAGCAGAGAUGCGGAUGUAGGUACUGUGACUACAGCGUGCCCUCACAGAACUUGUUGGCCCAGCAUGAAAAGCUUCACAGAACUCCCAACCAGAACCUCAUGGUAGCUCAGUCCCUUUCCAACCUCCUUCAGCUACCUGAGGUCCCUGCGGAUGUGGCCUUGGCCAGUACUCUGCCUCCAUUAGACACUAAAGAAUCUUUCACAGUCAGUGUCACCCAUGAUCAUCUAGAACUGUUUGAGAAUUCUGCUGAUGCAGAUUCUGAGCCUAAGAAACUGUAUCGCUGUGAUAGAUGUCCCUAUGCCAAUGUCAGACGUGACCAUUUACUGUCUCACCUCAAGUUCCACAUGAUCCGCAGUGAUCUGGCAUGUCCCUACUGUGAUUACACGGCUUCUAAGCAACACCUGCUUACUCAGCAUAUCAAGGUUCAUUUCUCUCCCCUGCCCGAACUCUCCAACUGGCUGGCUCAGAAUGGACAGAUGGAUCGGAUGAAGCAGUCAAAGGAACCGGAUAUUACUGAAGCCCUGUAUGUGGCACAGUUGCUUCAGGGAGAGAUAAAAAAGGAGACUAAUAGGAGAAGUUUGGAAACUGGUCCCUCUAGGAAUAAUAGGUGGAGAGAAGAAAAGUCAGGUUCCCAGUGCUUCAGAGGGAAGUUUGAUAGACAUUCCAUCCAAAACCCAUCGACCCUUCCUCAGAUGCUGAAAUUCCCUGUUUCAGCAGAAGCACAAAAAGAAGUCGACCUUCCUGCUGAAAAUAAGACAUCUGGUGAAGACUGCCAGACAGGGUCUGGAGUAUUGACCGACUCACCAGAGAAGAUUCCAGUCACUGAGGUCAAGGUCAAACAGGAGAUGAAGGAGCCGUGUAAAAUUGACAGCUACAUAUGCCAGUAUUGUGACCGAGAAUUCGCUGCCUCUGGACAGCUCGUUAUGCAUGAGAUGCAGCACCUGAUUGGCAACAACUUCAAGGACUACCUGGCAGAAAACCACGCAAAGACUGAAAAACAGGAAGUGAUAAUGAAUGGCAAGAGCGAAAAAGUGGACGAAACUGUCAAAGACCAAACAAAAAAGAAUGAUAAGAUAAAUAGCGAAGAGACAGAGUGCCCUCAAAAAGGAGAAAAACCUGUACAGAAUGGGAUUGAGGAUAAACAGGAGAAGGGGCCAAAACUAAACGGAGAUGAGCCAGGACUGCAUGAGGGAACAGAAAAUGUAACGGUAGAGGAGAAUCUCAUGGAAACUGACUAAUAGUAUUUCACGGUAUUGUAAGGGUUCUUCAAAGUAUUGCUAUUGGCUGUCCUCCUACUGGAAUGACAUAAUUGUGAGUGUAAAAAGUAAAUGUUAGUAUUAAGCCAAAUUUGAUUCAAUUAACGCAUUCAACUAUACGGAAUUGAAUGUACUUCCGACAGUAUUCCAGGUGCUGGAUUGGGAAAGGACCCUUCUACCGUCUUGUGUUGUGAAAGUUCUGUGGAACAGCAAAUGACUUUAAGAUGCGUCUCAUGUGAUACUUCAAAUGAUUUAAACCAUAAGCUUUAAUAUCACUUAUGAACUUGUGUCUUAAGUAUUUUUGAGAUUUACGACUGGUGACAGAAGUAAAU
Pecten maximus is the source of this 6882-nucleotide messenger RNA. RefSeq names its product zinc finger protein 208-like. Gene Ontology annotation, cellular component: nucleus. The record is from RefSeq and is a predicted model, not a curated record. NCBI's taxonomy places the organism in Eukaryota, Metazoa, Mollusca, Bivalvia, Pectinida, Pectinidae. Gene Ontology annotation, biological process: regulation of gene expression. The coding region runs from base 5 to 6532 and encodes 2175 amino acids. The transcript is spliced from 4 exons.